Molecule: messenger RNA, 2160 nt
Organism: Dioscorea cayenensis subsp. rotundata (Guinea yam)
Lineage: Eukaryota; Viridiplantae; Streptophyta; Magnoliopsida; Dioscoreales; Dioscoreaceae
Product: MMS19 nucleotide excision repair protein homolog
Exons: 13
Biological process (GO): iron-sulfur cluster assembly
Cellular component (GO): cytosolic [4Fe-4S] assembly targeting complex
Source: RefSeq, a predicted model, not a curated record
CUUAAACCCUCGCACUGCGCCCUCUUUCGCCGGAGAGAAAACCCUCACCGCUUCCCAUCUCCUUCCUCGCCGAGUGCUCUGAUGGCGAACCCUAGCUUGUGGAUCCCCCAUGUCGAAGCCUUCAUCGAUGACUCCCGCUCCCCGAAUCAGAAGUCAGCAAGCCUUGAUGCAAUUGCAGCACUUGUGAAGAAAGAUCUUUUAACUCUUGAGACAUUGGUAAGGGAUAUGGAACUUUAUCUAACUACUCCGGACCACAUUAUUCGUAAAAAAGGUAUCAUUCUUCUGGCAGAAAUACUAUCACGUAUUUCUGGGAAAUCAUUGAAUGCUUCCACUAUAGGAAGCUUGGUAGAGUUUUUCACAUCAAGGCUGAUGUACUCUAGCAUUGUGGAGCAUUAUUUGGUUAUGGCAGAUUGGCAAGCCUUGCGAGGAGCACUUAUUGGUUGCCUAGCCCUUCUAAGGAGAAGGAAUACCUUUGGUAUGGUCAAAGGUGGCGAUGCAAAGAUACUGGCUGAGUCUUUUCUUAAAAAUGUUCAAGUACAGUCAUUAGCAGUAGAGGAUCGUAAGCUAUGCUUUGAAGUUCUUCAGUGCCUACUAGACACUUUCCCUGAGGAGAUGGUGACACUUGGUGAUGACCUCGUUUAUGGAAUAUGUGAUGCAAUAGAUGAAGAAAAGGAUCCACGAUGUUUGUUGCUCACAUUUCAUCUAGUGGAGACUCUUGUUCGGUUAUUUCCAGAACCUCAUGGCUUUGUUGCAGAUUUUGCUAAUGAUCUUUUUGAGAUCUUAGGCCGGUAUUUUCCUGUUUAUUUCACUCAUCAAAGAAGCGAUGAUCUUGAUAUUAAAAGGGAUGAACUUUCUGGAGGUCUGAUGAGGGCCUUCUGCUCAACUCCAUACUUUGAGCCACUUGCUGUGCCACUUCUUCUGGAAAAGCUUUCUUCAUCUCUUCCAUUGGCAAAGCUUGAUUCUUUGAGAUAUCUCAAUAAUUGCAUAACAUGCUAUGGAGCUGUUAGAAUGAUGAAAUAUGCCGAAAGUAUCUGGUCUGCUUUAAAAGAUGCAAUCUUCACAUUUUCAAUACCAGGUUUUUCAUCCCCUUCCACAGUGGAAUCUGUCAGGGAGAUGGAACCCCUUGGUGAUCAAAUUGCAAAAGAAACUCUAGCUUGUUUGCAAACUGCCAUUUCAGAGUUAAAUCAUCCAAAGGCUAAUUCAUUUCUGGGUUUGAUCAUUGAAGAUGAUGGUAUUGAGAAAGCAUUCAAUUCAGUAAGUGGUGAAAAAUGCUAUGCAGUUUGUUCCAAAGAAAGCAAAAGGCAAUUGCAGGCUCUUGGAAGUAUCUUAUCCACAUCAUCAAAAGUCUCGAGUGUUUGCUGUGAUAGAGUAUUUAAGAAAUUUUUUAUUUCACUUAUGGGCAUCUUAGAAGUUACCCCCAACAGUCCUGAGCGUUCUUUCAUUAUGAAGAAUAAUUCAUUCCCCAAAGCAGUGAGUUUUGGAGCCAUUUACAUCUGUGUUGAACUUGUUGCCGCUUGCAGAGAUCUAACUUUGUCUACUGAAGUUCUUCCUCAGCAAUUUAUAUCAAUGCAUGACGGAUGGUUUUGUCUACUUAAAUCUUUUGCAACUCCAUUAACGUGCUAUCUUGGAUCUAUAGUGGCUACACUUGAUAACUCCAUAUCGGUAAACGAAGACCAUAAACAGGAAGUCACUGGUUAUGCAGUGAAGGGCUUGCAAGUACUUUCAACUUUUCCAGAAUGUUGCUCACCUUUAUCAAAGGAUGUAUUCAAGGACACGCUAGCUAUCCUUGUGACUGUUAUCAAAGAUAGGCCCAGUGACACAUAUGUCUGGAGAUUGUCAUUGAAUGCUUUGGUCCAAAUUGGUUUAUUUGUUGAUAAAUCCAAUGAUUCUCAGAAAGCAAUGUGCUAUGAGGAAUUUGUUGUUCAAAGGUUGCUUUCGUGGUUUUCAAGUGAUGAUUCAGCUGUCUGCCUUGCUCAAAAUUUGGAGGCUAUUUGUGAAAUUGGUCAAUGGCAAGGCCAGCUCUGCAGAGAUUUUACUUUCUUUGCUAAAGUGCUACUCCCAUCAAGUGCUUCCAUGGUGCACAUUUCUUACUUCUUAUCACAUAUGUAUCCCUUGCAACAGUUUAUGAUAUUUUAUGGUGGUCAUGGUAACAAAAUUUUU